Closterium sp. NIES-65 is the source of this 1257-nucleotide messenger RNA. The record is from the annotation of a GenBank genome assembly. Lineage: Eukaryota; Viridiplantae; Streptophyta; Zygnematophyceae; Desmidiales; Closteriaceae.
AUGCGGCCGAUCAGCUCUGGCGACGAUGUGGAAGAGUGGCGCGCCGGUGACAAUGACGACGACGGAGGCGCGGAUGCGGUUGCUGAUGUGGCGGCAGAUGCGAUGGUAGAAGCUCAGGUGGCGGCGACUGCAGAUGUCCCUGCUGAGGAGCAGCGACCCCGCCUCUCCGCUGCUAACAAGGGGAAGGGUAAGGUGGUGGAGGUGCCUGCUAAGGUCGCCCCUCGCGUCCGCCAAAGUAAGAAGAAGCGCAAGGAUGAUGGUGACCCGGGUUCAAGCAAAGGCGCGAAGAAGCAGAAGAAGGCCGGGAAGAGCAAAGACGACAUCCUGGUCAACGAGGCGCUCGGCAGUGACGACGAAUACGCGGAGGCUGCAGGCCCCAUGCCUUCGUUCCCUGAAAAGGCGAAGCUAAAAGACCCCACCAUCCGUAAUGGUAACUCCCGCCCCCCUUCCCCACGCAGUCGCGGUACUAAGAGGACCAGGCGGUCCUGGUCUGUGCGCGAAAAGGUCAAGUGGGAGCGUCGCUAUGCGGAGCUCGACUCCCUCAAGAAGACAUUGGGAGAGUCUUCAGCCAGCAUCGCAUGCAUCAGACGCUGGAGCGCGCAGGCUGCAGCGGGCAUGUACAAGGGCGCUACAAAUUUACGCAAGCGCAUGCAUGGAGCGGGCCGCCACUCACACCACCCCGACAUGGAGGCGGCGCUGUACCGCUACAUCUGUCUGCAUCGCCCGAAUGGGGUGGCGAUCUCAUGGAUUGCGGAGGCGUGGGAUCAAGUCCCCAGGCAGGUGAUCAUUGAUGCGUUCCGCCACUACAGCAUCUCAAGAAAGCUGGAUGGGACCGAGAACCAUCUAGUGAUGUCCCACCUGCGCGCGAGGAGCACCACCGAUGUCACCGAAGACAUGUGCCUCGCGGGCACCACGGGCGACAACACGCGCCUGCUUGGGAAGGCUCCCGAGGAGGAUGAGGAGGAGGAGGAGGAGGAGGAGGAGGAGGAGGAGGAGGAGGAGGAGGAGGAGGAGGAGGAGGAGGAGGAGGAGGAGGAGGAGGAGAUGCAGGCGGAGGGUGUGAUGGAGGUGGCCGUGGCCACCGGCCUGGAGGUGCUGUGCCAGGAGACCCCCCACUACUGGGGAGCGGCGGCCGAGGCUGACCGCAUGAUCGAGCCCGUGCAGACGGCCAAGCAUGCCUGGCGAGUGCCAGACUUGGAGAUGCAGGAGCCAGGAUCUGCUAGUGCAGAUGAGGAGGGCGUAACCGAGGGGGGCUAG